Molecule: messenger RNA, 2126 nt
Organism: Zea mays
Lineage: Eukaryota; Viridiplantae; Streptophyta; Magnoliopsida; Poales; Poaceae
Product: pentatricopeptide repeat family protein
Biological process (GO): RNA modification
Molecular function (GO): protein binding; RNA binding
Source: RefSeq, marked validated
GCUGGGGACCUCCGCCUCGGCACCUCGCUGCACGCCAUCGUCGCCAAGAACCCCAGCCACUUCCGCCUCUGCCCACGCCGUUCCUGCCUGCAGCACGUGGUCGUGGUAUGGAACUCCCUCGUCGCCAUGUACGGCCGCUGCGGCUGCCGCGGGGACGCCGUCAGGGUGUUCGACGAAAUGGCCCUCCGGGACUCCGUGUCCUGGAACUCGCUCCUCUCCGCCUCCGCUUCGGCCACGGAUGCGCUCGCGCUGCUCAGGCGGAUGCUGAGCGCCGCGCCAGGCGCCGCCGCGUGCGACCACGCCACGCUGACCACCGUCCUGUCCGCGUGCGCGCGCGCUGGCGGGGGCACGGGCUCCGCGUCGCUCCCCGCGGUACACGGGCUGGCGGCGUCGUGCGGGCUCGACGCUGAGGUGUCCGUCGGGAACGCGCUGAUCACCGCCUACUUCGAGUGCAGCUCCCCGGGCUCUGCGGAGCGUGUGUUCGACGGCAUGGCGGACAGGAACGUCAUCACGUGGACGGCGAUGGUCUCCGGGAUGGCUCGGGCAGAGCGAUAUAGCGAGAGCCUGUCUCUGUUCCGGCAGAUGAGGCGCGCGGUGGACGCCAACAGGGCGUCGUACUCGAGUUCUUUGCUAGCAUGUGCCGGAUCACGCGCCGCCAGGGAAGGGCAGCAGAUUCACGGGCUUGCCGUCAAGGCUGGGCUGGAGACUGAUCUCCAUGUCGAGAGUGAGCUCAUGGACAUGUACUCCAAAUGCGGGUUGAUGGAGGAUGCGCUGAGGGUGUUCCGCUCCGGCCAGGAUCCUGACGAAGUUUCCUUGACGGUGAUUCUUGCUGGGUUUGCUCAGAACGGACUGGAGGAGGAGGCGUUCAGGUUGUUCGCUGAGAUGGUCGGGAAAGGAAUCCGCGUCGACGCAAACAUGGUUUCUGCAGUCCUGGGUGCCUUCGGUGCUUCGGCGCCGUUUGCUCUUGGGAAACAGAUCCACGCGCUGGCCAUCAAGAGAUGCUUCGGAGGGAACACCUACGUCUGCAACGGCCUGAUCAAUAUGUAUUCCAAAUGCGGCGAGCUACAGGAGUCUAUCCGAGUGUUUGACGGAACGCCCAGCAAGAACACGGUCACGUGGAAUUCCAUCAUCGCUGCGUAUGCCCGGCACGGCCAUGGUUGGGAGGUUUUUGGGCUGUUCGAGUCCAUGGAAGCCGAUGGCGUCAAGCCCACCGAUGUCACGUUCCUGUCACUGCUCCACGGAUGCAGCCAUGUCGGGUCACCCAGGAAGGGACUGGAGAUACUGGACUCCAUGCCAUCGAAGUAUGGAAUCCAUCCGAAGGUGGAGCACUACGCAUGCGUGGUUGACAUGCUUGGCCGAGCCAGCCAGCUGGAUGACGCCAAGGCGUUCAUAGAAGACGGACCGUUCAAGGACAGCGCUCUUCUGUGGCAGUCGCUGAUGGGAGCUUGCAGCUUCCACAAGAACUCAGGAGUUGGUGAAUGUGCGGCAGAGAAGUUGCUCCUCCUGGACCCUGACUGCACUGCCGCUUACGUCUUGCUCUCGAACGUGUACUCGUCCGAGGGCAGAUGGGACGACAGGGCCAGGAUCAUGAAGAGGAUGAGAGCUAGGGGCUUGAGGAAGGACACUGGCAAGAGCUGGAUUGAGCUGGAAAAGGAGGUCCGUUCUUUUGCCGCUGGGCCAACAAGGUCUCGCCCUGAUGAUGUGCUGGUGCAGUUGUCCGCAGUUGCCAGUGAUCAAGAAGAUGUAGUAGAGAGCAGUGCUUUGUGAAAUGUCAGGUGUGUAUCUUACAUUCUACAUGGAACUUUGGGCGUCAUACAUGAUUGUCUCUAUACCAUAUAUCUCGCCUGAAAUUUGUGCAAAGUGCAUUCUGAUGGAAGAUCGAAGAGCCGGAUUGGGAAUCAUCUAUUACCAGGGAAUAGGGAGCCUUUGUAUGCAUGAUGUUCCUUGUACGUCGUCGACCUUGAGGUAGUAAUAACGGUGCAAAUCUGAUUUCACUCCUUUUGUACAUGCAACCUUUCAGACUACGUACAUAACGUAUGAACGAUCAUGUUUAAUAAGGUAUCCAGUGCUGAUGACUUUGGUAUGAUAUCAUAACAUCACAGCCUCGUCUAGGUGUUUGGUUCCUA